Messenger RNA from Trypanosoma cruzi, 918 nucleotides. RefSeq lists its product as uncharacterized. Bases 1 to 918 code for a protein of 305 amino acids. The transcript has a single exon. The record is from RefSeq and is a predicted model, not a curated record. NCBI's taxonomy places the organism in Eukaryota, Euglenozoa, Kinetoplastea, Trypanosomatida, Trypanosomatidae.
AUGGGGUCUUCAUAUUCGGUCAAUCCAAAGAAAUUUUCGUUAAUUCAAAAACUUUUAAAACUGAAAAAAGUACGGCGGGUGGUACAUGACGCUUUAUGUUUCACAAAAGAGGGAGUAGAGAAGAAGGUUCUUCGGUGCGAUACGAAUAAACCCCAUUUUGGCGAAGAGAAUCCUUUCUUAUCCCACAAUAAGGAAAAGCAUGCUCAAGAUUUCCCGAUGCAAUCCUUCCAGCUUCCGGGCGGGAAAGAAAACAGGUUGGUUUCUCAGGUCGCAUGUGGAAAUGAAAAUCCUGACGGUGGUGGCGGAGGAUGCGUGCCCGAUACCCAUCGUCCUUUGGUAGGGACUCUGAUGGAUGUAUAUGAAGGCCAGUGUAGAGAGCAGGAAGGGCCCAUGCAGGAAUCACCUGGUAAGUCGAUGAAGCGUCAAGCCUUUUUUGUAGGAAAACCCCCGGAGAGUCUUUAUUCGUCUAUUAUUUCAUCCAGUGAGCAUCCUCAAAGUAUUCUUAGUAAAACAAGCAGCCUUAACAAGCUACUAGGGAAAGAAGAGGGCUUUUUUGCUCGCCAUCGUCGAUUUUCAGCGCCCAUGGCGAUUGAAUUUGAUGAUGAUGAUGAUGAAGUGGAGGAAGUUCAGAGGCAAUUGUUUAGGCGAGCCGUAUCCUUCGUGUCAACUUCAGAAGAAUCUCGGGACAAAUUAUCCACAGAGUUUGAUCCAAACGCAUCUAUGGAAUCAAAUGACGAGAACCGCAUAUGUACCGUUGUUGUGCCACUUCCAUUUUCACAUGGAUGCAGGUCUAAUUCUCAUAAAAAAUUAGCGGAAUCUCCACCACGUGGUAGUGUUGUCCAAUUUGUCUGUAGCCCAGACGUCAUGCUUGUCCCCGAUGAACGUGCCACGCCUAAGAAUAGCUCCCUUCCUGUUUAA